CGGAAGUUUUCCAGUUUAUGACAGCUUGCCGCGCGUACAGGGCAUAGCUGCGGAAGGUUAGAGAUUUAUUUUUGUAAGGUUUGGAACAUCGACAAUCAUAUCACUGGUGUACAAUCAUGGACUUUAAUUCGGAACCAGUGAAAAAGAUACUUUCAAAGUACAAAUUUCGCGAUAGUGCCAUCGAGGAGCUUUUGAAAGUGCACCGUAUUCACCCUGACAUGGAAAUUCACGUUGGGUCUUUCACAUCCUCUGACAGAUUGCAAAAGGACCUGCUGAAAGUGGUUGGCAACAUCCCUGUGAAAUACCAAGGGCGAUCAUACAACCUCCCCAUUCUGAUGUGGCUGCUUGAGUCAUUCCCGUUCACUCCUCCGGUGUGUAUGCUGAGGCCCACCGCAAACAUGGUGAUUCGAGAGGGGCGGCACGUGGACGCACGGGGCCGAAUACACCUGUCUUCGCUGUCCAACUGGGACCAUCCCAAGACAUCUGUGAACGGGCUACUGGCACAGAUGAUUGCCAAGUUUGAGGAGGAUCCACCGCUGAGCACCAAGCCCACUGAAGAGGCCGAAGACCCCAAUGACUUGCUUGCUUACGUCUCCAAGCUCAAAAUGCAUGACGAUGGAAACCGAUUCGACUCCGUCAGUAAAGUCACAGUAAUUGGAAGUGGAGACCUGGGGAUGGCCACUGUGUUGAGUGUCAUGGCUAAGGGAGGUGUUGACAAACUGGUUUUGAUUGAGAUUCCAGAGAGCUCCUCAAAGAGCGGGACGAUGGAUUUGGAGAUCUUCAAUGUGCCUAAAGUGGAAGUUUCCAAAGACCUGUCAGCCUCCGCUGGCUCCAAGGUGGUGGUAGUGACUGCGAACGCGUGGAGCAACGAGCAGACGUACGCUGGCGUGGUGCAGACUAACGUGGACAUGUACAGGGCCAUCAUCCCAAGCCUGGCCCGCCUCAGCCCCAACGCCGUGCUCCUUAUCGCCUCCCAGCCUGUGGAGAUCAUGACUCACGUGGCGUGGAGGCAGAGUGGGCUUCCCCCGACCCACGUCAUCGGUGCGGGCUGCAACCUUGAGUCCGAGCGCCUCGCGCACAUCUUCAACGUGACGCUGGUGGCCAACAGCACGGGCAAACAGCCGUGGGUGAUCGGGGAGAUGUCCGAGGACAGGGUGGGCGUAUGGAGUAAUUUGACCACCGGUUUUGGUGUGCACCCUGAACUCACUCCUGUGUCUAACUCAACCAAGCCACUGAUUGACAGAGGGUUUGAGUUGCUGCAGGGGAAAGGACAGAGGUCUUGGUCAGUGGCGCUGUCGGUCGCUGACAUCACCCACAGCAUCAUCACUGACCAGAAGAAGACCCACUCGGUCACCACUCUGGCUCAGGGCUGGGGUGGCAUCAGUGCGGCGGUGUUCCUCAGUCUGCCCUGUGUGUUGGGCGCCUCUGGUUCCACUCGGCUGGCUGGGGUCACUCUGGGCCAGGAGGACGACGGCAAGCUGAAGAAGAGCGUCUCAUCUCUCGACACCCUCAUGUCCCAGCUGCGGCUCUAGCUCUCACAACCCCUACACCCAUCCUAAGGCCUCAGAACCUUAGAACCCCCCCUCCAACCCCAAGGCCUUAGAACCCUCAGCCACAUUAAGGCCUCAGAACCCUCCCACGCCACCACCCCCCACCUACACUAAGGCUUAGAGCCCUCAGCCACCCUAAGGCCUUAUCCCUUUCUUCCCUGUGCUGGAAGGAUUUUUGAUGUUACUGAAGGAUUGAUGAGACUCCUCUCUCUUACUUCCUCAACCCACCUCUUUUAACACUCCCACUGUGGUUAUCCACCACUGUAGUAGUUCACUUGGCAUAGCAAGGGCGUAAUGGGAUGGACACACACACACGUCUCUUAAAGGGCUGCCUGUAGUGCGGGACCAGCAGCCUGGAGUAAUGCCGUAGAUCUGCAGAGAUAACUCACAGGUGACCCGGAGUAACUGGAGUCAUGUGCCUGUUUCAUUGUGCCUGAACCAUGUUGGCGGUACGCCCGUGUAUAUUUAAUCAUGUCUGCACUACUAACAUCUUAUUUAUAUGUGAAGCUAAAUAUUUUGCCUUAAACACAAGAUGCUGUAACUUUGCACUUUUUACAGUAGCUCAAUGUGCAUGUUUAAUGUGCUUAGAGCUAGAACUGACUCCAAAGACUCCACACUCCUAUUUUAAAUGUUUACAUGCAACAUUUUAUUUUGUAAAUAUCCCACCAUGCUUUGUAUAUUUGUGUUUUGAUAUUUUGCCGUCACUAACACCUUAACGUGUUUUUAUCUUGUCUGGCAACAGGGGUUGUGGCCUUCAUAUUACGGUUUAUGCAGCAGUCCAGUAUGUUCACCAUUGACUGAACGUUUUUGUCUAGUUGAUACGAUACAUUAUUGGGCCUUCUAAUCUGGUCAGUGAAAUGAUCAGACCUUAACAAGAGGUGUGUCUGGUACAGAACCUGCUGAUAUAUAUAUUUUGGUGGUGGAGAGUGGUGUAUUUGUUAGAGUUGAUAUGCAAUGAUUGUCUAAUAUACUCUGAUAGAAGCCUCAGCUAGUUUAUAAGAGGCAAGAUGGUGUCAGACGAUGUUUUUUUUUACCAGAUGGAGAAACUGGGGGAAAUCCAAAGCAAUAUAUGAGACAUGGCAAUAAAAUAUAUACAUUUUAUGAUUGUAAA
This is a messenger RNA of Sardina pilchardus (European sardine), 2661 nucleotides long. RefSeq names its product UEV and lactate/malate dehyrogenase domains (gene uevld). Bases 117 to 1532 code for a protein of 471 amino acids. Lineage: Eukaryota; Metazoa; Chordata; Actinopteri; Clupeiformes; Clupeidae. The transcript is spliced from 12 exons. Gene Ontology annotation, biological process: protein transport; lactate metabolic process; protein modification process. The record is from RefSeq and is a predicted model, not a curated record. Gene Ontology annotation, molecular function: L-lactate dehydrogenase (NAD+) activity.